Molecule: messenger RNA, 1649 nt
Organism: Mucor mucedo
Lineage: Eukaryota; Fungi; Mucoromycota; Mucoromycetes; Mucorales; Mucoraceae
Product: kinase-like domain-containing protein
Exons: 6
Coding region: 98-1522 (474 amino acids)
Biological process (GO): protein phosphorylation; intracellular signal transduction
Cellular component (GO): cytoplasm
Molecular function (GO): protein serine/threonine kinase activity; ATP binding
Source: RefSeq, a predicted model, not a curated record
CUCUCUCUCUCUCUUUUUUUUUUUAUUCUUUCCUUUCUUUUCUGAUCUUUUAAUUCUAAAAAAAAAUAUAUAAUACAAAAAAAAAAAAAAAGAUUUCAUGUCCCAGUCCGUCAACCGAAAUCAAAAAGCCAAGUUGGCUGCUGAUUAUAACAAUCUCUUGAAAGAAUUGGCAUCACCUAAAUUAAAAUCUAUCGGAUGUUACUCACUAGGAGAAACCAUCGGCACGGGAAGCUACGGCAAAGUGAAAUUGGGCGUACAUCAACUAACCUGUCGACUUGUAGCGAUUAAAAAGAUCCACAAGAAACAUGCACCUUUGAUGGCACGCGAAAUUCAUCAUCAUCGUCAACUUUCUCAUCCCAAUAUCGUUUCCUUGUACGAAAUAUUAAGCACCGAAACAAACAUCUUUAUUGUUUCCGAACAUUGUCCCCAUGGUGAUCUAUUAGAUGCCUUGGCGCGUCAUACUCGCUUUUCCGAAUCCCACACAAGAACUUGGUUCAAACAGCUUUUGAGUGCCAUUCACUAUUGUCAUUCCUUGGGGAUCAUCCAUCGGGAUCUCAAGUUGGAAAAUAUCCUUCUCGACGCACAUGGGAACCUUAAAAUUUGUGAUUUCGGCUUUGCACGUCAAACCGAUAAAAACCAAUUCCUAAAUACAUUUUGUGGUAGUUUAGCCUAUUCAGCACCAGAGGUCAUUCAACGUCAAAAGUAUUCCGGCCCAGCAACGGAUGUCUGGUCAUUAGGUGUCAUUCUGUACACAUUGCUGGCUGGACAAUUGCCUUUUGACGAUGAUUGUGAAUCCGUAGUACAAACCAAAGUCAUUCAUUUGGACUACACCAUCCCCACUUAUUUCUCGGAUACCGUGACCCAACUCAUCCAGUCCAUCCUCGUCUACAAUCCAUCCGACCGUGCCAGCAUAACACACAUUCUCGCCCAUCCUUGGUUACACACCGACGUCACACAACCCAAACCGCGUGGACCCUCCAAAACAAAUGCAACAUAUCAUCGUACUGAAUCUUGUACUGCCACUCAUCUUGCCAAAGCAGGAUUUGAGAAAUCUGUCAUUGAUAAAAUGCAGUCCACAGAAAUGGGAAUGCUUCGUACUUUGUGGUCCAUGUUGGUGUCCACAAAGUCACACAACUUGGCUACACAACAUCAUUCUACUCUGUCGGGUUCCAUUCAAUCCUGGUUGGGCGCUGCACCACCUCUUGUACACCACCAGCAGCAGCAACAGCAACAGGGUCGUCAACAAGAAGUGCUACCAGAGGAAGAGGAAGAUGAAAUGAUUCAUACUUGUUCUACUUGCAGCUCGACAGCAGACGAUGAUUUUGACCCUAGCUCGGAGUCUUCGCCUGCUACUUCCGUGGCUGAGGAAGAUGAGGAUGACGAAAAGGAAGACCUGCAUCGAGUCACCAUGAUGAUGCCAUCGGUAUUACCUCGUUCAAGGUACCAUUUAGAUGAACAAAGAAUACAUAAUUUACGUAAUAGACUUGAGAGUAAAAUGAUUUUAGAAGAAGAUGAAGAAUAAACAAAUAUACCCACACUACACAUAUAAACUCACACUCAUAUACACCCUUUUUUUUUUUGUUAAAACUUUACCCUGCCCCAUUUUAUAUAAUAAACAGAUGAACUCUCAUUAGGAUUCCUCUAUCUCU